This is a messenger RNA of Pararge aegeria (speckled wood butterfly), 1760 nucleotides long. RefSeq names its product E3 ubiquitin-protein transferase MAEA (gene Kaz). The coding region runs from base 313 to 1494 and encodes 393 amino acids. The record is from RefSeq and is a predicted model, not a curated record. Gene Ontology annotation, biological process: proteasome-mediated ubiquitin-dependent protein catabolic process. Gene Ontology annotation, molecular function: protein binding; ubiquitin protein ligase activity. The transcript is spliced from 9 exons. Gene Ontology annotation, cellular component: GID complex; cytoplasm; nucleus. NCBI's taxonomy places the organism in Eukaryota, Metazoa, Arthropoda, Insecta, Lepidoptera, Nymphalidae.
UCGAACUUUGACGUACAUAAUCGUAAAUAAAUCUCCAUUUUCUUUUGUCAAAAAAUUUAAUAAUCCUAGUAAUUAUUGCGUUUCGCUCUCCGUGAAGCCCAAAUAUAUCGUUAUUUCAACACCUGUAGUUAAUUAAAUUGGUUUACUAAUUUCAUUCACAUGUUUUACAAUACUACUAAGAUUGGUUGUCUUUUGAGUAUUGAGUAGUCAACACACAAUCAGCUGAGUUUUGUUUUCGUUAGUGAGGGUGGUUGUAACUUGUAUAACGAAGCAAUUGGACGUAUCUAGAGGAAGUGACACAGAUUGCUUGCAAUGAACGAAAUAAAAUCACUCGAACAUGCCACUUUGAAGGUACCCUACGAGGUAUUCAACAAGCGCUACCGAAAUGCUCAGCGAGUGCUGGAUGUGGAAGCAAGACAAGUAACCACCUCUGUAAGUGACAUUGAUGCUGCUACCAAGAAAGGUGCGACAACUGGAGAGAUUGACUCACUGCUUGGUGGAAUGGUGGAGAAGCUCACAACAAUGAAACGCAAAGCAUCAGAAGCUAUAACGGAGGAGGUUCAAGCUGCGUGCGUGUGCAAGAAGCGUCUAGAACACCUCAAGGAGCAGGCCGAAGCGCUCACAGAACCUGCCGCACCGCAAGCUAAGACACAAAUGAACCAAUGGCGUAGUGUGCGUUUGGACAGGAUGCUGGUGGAUUAUUUCCUGCGUAACGGUUACUACGACUCCGCUAACAAGCUGGCAGAUAAGAGGGACCUAAGAGACCUUACCAAUGUUGAUAUCUACGCAGCGGCCGCAGAAGUGGAAACCGAGUUGUCCGCGCGUCGUACGGGCCGAUGCCUGCAGUGGUGCGCCGACAACCGCUCCAAACUGCGCAAGCUCAACUCAACCAUGGAGUUCAAGAUACGCAUUCAGGAGUUUAUAGAGUUGGUCCGUGAUGAUCGACGUCUCGAGGCGGUCCGUUACGCGAAGAAGCACUUCUCCACAUACGAAGACGGACAACUCGACGAUAUCCAACAUUGCAUGGGAAUGCUCGCUUUUCCUAAGGACACUGACGUGGAGCCUUACCGGUCGCUACUGGGAAAUUGGCGCUGGGGAGCCCUAGUGGCGCAAUUCCGCUGGGAGCACGCGAGACUACUGCACCCGGCGCGUCUCCCAGCUUUGCCCGUCGCGCUACAACUGGGCCUCGCCGCUUUAAACACGCCUCAGUGCUACAACGAGAGCACCCAGGUAUCCGCAUGCCCGGCGUGCCAGCCGCCGCUGAACGCUUUGGCGCGACUGUUGCCGCACGCACACUGCUCGCACUCGCGUCUCGUUUGCCGCAUCUCUCGCCUGCCGCUCAACGAGCACAACCAGCCGAUGGUGCUGCCCAACGGACAGGUGUACGGGGAGAAGGCCCUUAAAGAUAUGAUGAAGGAACACGGAUCGAUCAUAUGCCCGAAAACAAAGGAAGUGUUCUGUAUGAAGCGCGUAGAGAAAGUAUACGUCAUGUAAAACAUAUUAACCUGCGAAAUGUUAUUAUGUCGUUAUUUAUGUCGCCACGUUUUUGUGUUUUUGAAUAUUUCAUGUGAUUUUAUUUUUAUAAAUCCUAUUGUGAUACAAAAACGGGUAGUAAUUAUGAAACGAGAGAUUGUUAAUUUUGAAAAUCUCUUGCUCUGCAUGGAAAUAUAUUGUCAUCAAGUCAAGUCAAGUCAAGUCAAGUCAAAAAGGUGGCACUUUUGAUGCGUACAUAAGAAUUACACGGUAGUGAGAUGAUAGCG